Molecule: messenger RNA, 4021 nt
Organism: Mizuhopecten yessoensis (Yesso scallop)
Lineage: Eukaryota; Metazoa; Mollusca; Bivalvia; Pectinida; Pectinidae
Exons: 7
Coding region: 47-1108 (353 amino acids)
Source: RefSeq, a predicted model, not a curated record
UACAGUCUGUACAACAACGUACGGUCGAGGCACCAGAGAUAUCGAUAUGGAACAACAAACCAUCCUUUGGAUGAUUAUGAUAGGAAUGACAUGUUUUGUUGUCUGUGAUGCUUUAACAGGGAACGAUAGUAGAAGGUUACUCAGGUAUGUGCACCAAAGACGUGUUUCCGAACCAUUCCAAAUAGUUAAUAUUACUCAACACUUAGAAAGGAACAAUCGGCUCCUUAAGUUGAUCAGGAAACGUCGAAUUAAUGACAAUAUACGUCGGGGAGUUCGGGGUACGUCAGAGCUUGAGGAUAUCAAUCACCUGCGCAUAAGGGGAAGGAGGGCAUCACGACCUACGACAGAACAAAGUCGUCAUCAGCCGGUGUUCGAUGCUAACAAACACAUAAAGAGGCAACGGGGAGAUAACCGUACAAUCUGUGAGCGGGUUAUUUGUCAUAUUGGUACCUAUGCAAAGCAUUGUGUAAAGAACUUCACAGCGGAUGUAUGCACCCCCUGUCCACCCGGUACUAACAUGUUUGAUGUCACGAAGUCGGAGCAGAGCGAGCUGGAGUGUCAACCGAUACACCACUGUCACCACUGGCCAGGUACAGUUCCCACAAGCGAGAUGCAUGCCUGUGCUGGGGACUAUCGAAUGCAGUGUAGGUGUGACACGGAAUCAGGUAUUUGUGGAUUAGAUCCCUGUAACUGCCAGAAGCGGAAAUGUCGACAUGAUGAAAUUCUCCUUCAAAACUGCACCUGUCAGCAAACAAUUGCGACAGUUAAAGUGCAAGUUACUAAAACUGAAGUGCCAGACAGUACGCCUGUCCCGUCACUGCAGCCUAUUAACACUACUGAAUCUCCUCCUCAAGUGACGACAGAAUCAACGGCUGAAUCAACGACUUCUACAGCUGCCCGGGUAAAAUCGACGACCGCUACAGCUACCGUGAAUGGUAACAGCGGCGACAAAGUGAGCUGGAAAACCGUGGGAACAACAAUAGGUAUACUCUGCCUAAUUGGAUUAGUAGUGGUAUUGGUAUUGGUCUUUGUAAUAUAUCACUAUCGGCAAAAAAUCCUUGAUGUAUUCAAUAGAUUUCAAUAUAGUCCGGUUCCAUUAGAAAAUUGAUUUAAGAAGAGUUGGCGCCAACGUUUUGAUUUCAACGGAAGAAGUAAAUAUACACAGCAUUAAAAUAUUCGUUCCACCAAUACCAUUAAUACAAUCAAUCUGACAUUACGACAUUUCUUUGAGGAUUCAUUUUCGUCGAGUAUAGAGUUUCAAAUGAACGUUUUCGACUUUCAAGUUAACAUUUUCGAGUUUCCAGUGGACAUAUUCGAAUGUUUGAGUUGACAUUUCUUCCGAGUUGCCAACCCUCCUACAGCCGUUAUAUGUUAAGGCUUGUUAAUACAUAAAGAAGCGACCUGUUAUAAAUAUACAUUAUUUUAUCAUUAUACCUUCUUUCUACAUUAACAUAAAGUAGGUAAAUCUGAAAUAGUCACUACCUGUCGUUCACCAAUGCAACGAUUAGAAAUGUGCUAUUCAGAGAGAGUGUUUUUCUCCUGUACUUUGCGAAUCUAUUUAUAAGGUCUAGAGCAUCAGACAUGACGUUUUAUUCGCAUACAGUCGUUUAUCAAAAAUAUAUGUGUAAAAUCUAAUAACUACAUUAUUGUAUUAGAUUUAGUACACCGGAUACAGAGGUGCUUAGGAAGAGAAUAUUAAAUUUGGAACAAUCAGAGAACAAAACCAGUUUAAAUAUUGACAAGCCGUAGAAUCAAAGAUAAAAUUAUCUGUGAUUACCUAGUUUGUUACUUAAAAUAUGUUGUAAACAUCAUACGGGACCACCUUGUACUAAUAAUAUCGCAGUAAUGUCACAGUGACCUACUUAUCAACUAUGUGCUACUUUUUUUCGGCCAUUAUUUAUUUGCAGCUUUUGUGUUACACAAUACAUCAAAAUUAUGAAGAAACUUUCAAUAGAUAAUAUGUAGUUUUGUCAAAAAGAGACCAUUUGUGAUUUUUGGUCGCUCAUUUAACCCCCUUAUAUUUCGAAAUGGUCUCCAAGCUGACCUUAAUUUCAUGUCAUAUCAUGAUGGCAUAACCCCUAGGUAUGUAUGUACAAAAAAUGAAACUUAUCGGUGAUAGACACCAAAAGGCCCAAAUUGGCACCCCUCCUUUCAGAAGUCCGUCCAUUUAUAUUUGUAUUGGUACAAUCACGUGUGUGUCUGACCAGCCUAUGCUAGAUUUCCUUGAUAGCCCCAGUUAUCUGUUUUGAGUAGUGACAGAAGUCAUAAUAAUGUAUACAUACUAUACAUAUCAUUAAUUUGAAAUUAACCAGUACUCCUGUUAUAUUUUAAAUUUACUGGAUUAAGGGGUUAACUACCACCCAAUAUGAUUCAACAGCAGUGUCGACAUUGUAUUACCAUCAUUAACAAUCCUAGACACGCCAGUGUGGUGCAAUAAAUGCUAAGUUCGUUUUAAACACAUACAUAAUUAAAGACUUGUUUUCUGAGCUUUCGAAAACGCCUCUUUUCCUUUGUCAAGCAAAGAAUGCAAGUGAUUAGAGUGCUAUUUCGCAAAAAGUCUAUAUAUUUUCUGCACUCUAAGAUUGCUAUUUUGCGAAAUGUCUCAGUAUAUUCCGACAGAUGAAUUAACUGACUCGGCACAUAGUGGCUUAGCGAGUUCGUUUUCAGCGGUUUAGAGUCGAGCCACCGGUCAGUUGUACUCUUUGCUUGCAAAGGAAACAGACGUUUUCGAAAGCUAGCAAAAUAAGUUGUCAAUUACUGUUUGUGUUCAACAGAAACUUAGCAUUUAGUAUUCCUACCAAACUGGUGCGUCGAAGUAUGGUGCAAUGAUAUUCAUUUUUGCUAUACUGUAUCUAUUACAAUGCUAAAGGUGCGAUCACCUGUGUGUGUACCGUACGUUCAUCUUUAUACAAAAUUAGUUUCAUUGUAAAAUCACAUAAUAGGUAUGGUUAAAGUUGACAGUGCAAGUUAAAAAGCUUUCAAAUGAGAUUAAAAACAAAGUUUAAAAAAAAAAAAAUUGAGAUCUUCCCGUUCCCUUUCGACUUUCCUUUCUAGGGAAGUGCCGACUUUUUAGUUUGUCUUUGUUUAAUCUCAAUUAAAAGCUUUUAAACUUGCACUGUCAGCUUUAUGUUAAUUUGUCAUCAAACAUUCCACUAAUGAGAAAUAGUUUCAAAUUGUAUUUUUAACGAAACAUAUAGCAUGGCAGAGGUGGGAUUCGAACCCACGCCUCAAUGAUACUGGUGCCUAAAACCAGCUCCUUAGACCGCUCUGUCAUGCUACCUUUAUGCAACAUAUGUGUAUUUUUCGUAAAGUUGGGAUUUCUUUAUCAUCAUCAUCGAAUUUAUAAUUGAAUAUGUGUACAUAUUUUUUUGUAAACUAUUUCGUGCCUACAUCAUAUACUACUUAAGUAACUAAUAAGCUAUUAAUGCAAUAAGGGUGUUUAUUUGUAAUAUCACAUUCCAUUACAGGUAUUGUAAGGGCCGACUAAGAAGCCCACUUGCAGAUUUGGUUUUUUUCUUCCCUUCUGCACCCUAUGCAUAACACUUGCAGAAUCUGUUUUUUUUCUGGAUCAUAUGCAUAAAACGGCCAUUCAACGGGUUUUCCCCUUGUAUUGAAACACUUCAUUCCACACUUUACUACCCGUUCUUUUUUGAUGGAGAACCCCAGUAGGUCGGGGUUUGAAAAGAGCAUACACUCCGUACCUGCUUUCACUUGUGGGAACCUUCUGCUGAAUUAGGGAUUUUGAAUCACUAGAGAUCUCUCUAAAUACUUCCUAACAUUGCAUUACUAGGGAUCUCUCUAGAUACUUCCUAACAUUGAAUAACUAGGGAUCUCUCAAGAUACUUCCUAACAUUGAAGCACAAGGGAUCCCUUUAGAUAAUUCCUAACAUUGAAGCACUAGGGAUCUCUCAAGAUAAUUCCUAACCUUGAAUCACAAGGGAUCUCUCAGGAUACUUCCUAACAUUGAAGCACAAGGGAUCCCUUUAGAUAAUUCCUAACAUUGAAGCACUAGGGAUCUCUC